Mollisia scopiformis is the source of this 744-nucleotide messenger RNA. Its product is annotated as concanavalin A-like lectin/glucanase. The transcript has 2 exons. NCBI's taxonomy places the organism in Eukaryota, Fungi, Ascomycota, Leotiomycetes, Helotiales, Mollisiaceae. The record is from RefSeq and is a predicted model, not a curated record. Bases 1 to 744 code for a protein of 247 amino acids. Gene Ontology annotation, molecular function: cellulase activity. Gene Ontology annotation, biological process: polysaccharide catabolic process.
AUGAAGUUCACGCAGGUCGCACUUCCUGUUCUUUUCUCUACGGCUAUUGCAGCACCUACCAAGACCAUCAAGGAGAGGUCAACUGAGAUUUGUGGACAAUAUGAUUCCUUGGUGACUCGCACAUACACAGUUUACCAAGAUCUUUGGGGUGAAGACAAUGCAAGUUCUGGUUCGCAAUGCACGACAAUUGAUUCGGAAACCGAUGGUACUGUUGUUUGGUCGACGAGCUGGACCUGGGCUGGUGGAUCUAGUGAUGUGAAGAGUUAUGCAAAUGUUGCUCUUACUACUACUGGUGUUGAGCUUUCUGCCAUCUCGUCGAUUCCUGGUGUUUGGAAGUGGAGCUAUACAGGAACAUCUUUAGUCGCAGAUGUCUCUUGGGAUAUGUUCACUAGCUCAACUGCUACGGGAUCCAACGAAUUUGAAAUCAUGGUUUGGCUCGCAGCUCUGGGCGGUGCUGGACCUAUCUCUUCCACAGGAUCGGCUAUUGCGACAAUGACUAUCAACGAUGUUUCUUUUGAGCUGUACUCCGGACCGAACGGAGAUACUACAGUCUACAGCUUUGUUGCUGUAGAUGAAGCCACUGAUUUCUCUGGCGACCUCUUGGAUUUCUUCAACUAUCUUGUGGACAAUGAGGGAUUCUCAACGAGUCAAUUCAUUACUACUUUAGAGGCGGGAACGGAACCGUUCACAGGUAUUUGUGUUUCCUUCUGCCCAUCUCACAACUAUAUUAAUUAUAUUUCCUAG